Trichoderma breve is the source of this 1068-nucleotide messenger RNA. RefSeq lists its product as uncharacterized. The transcript has 3 exons. NCBI's taxonomy places the organism in Eukaryota, Fungi, Ascomycota, Sordariomycetes, Hypocreales, Hypocreaceae. The record is from RefSeq and is a predicted model, not a curated record. Bases 1 to 1068 code for a protein of 355 amino acids.
AUGGCAACCUCAACCUCAACCUCGCCGCCAAUGGAGCCGUUAGACGCCCUCCAAUCGCUCAUCAACGAUGUGCUCGUACAAACUGGCAAAGCUCUGCGGGCCUCUCGCAGAGACGCUCAGGGGAAUCUGACGCAUGCUUAUGGGCCUACACAGUCAAAGCUGCCAGACACCAUCGAUCACUUUCACAAUGCGCUCAACGAGCUGGAAAGUGAAAUUAUUAUGGCCAAGUCAGUCUUGCUCAGAGAUUACAAUGAGCUACAAGAAAAGAAGAAGAAACUCUUGGCUCGGCCCACACCUCAGCCCGUCGAGGCACAAGCAAAGCGACCCCCAAACACGGAUCUGCCCUCACCGCCAGAGCCCAUUUUCAAGGACGAACCCAUGGUAGAGGACACAGACGUGAAGCCUAUGGCGCCAUUCCCCAACAUGAGCAUCGAUCUUGCCGAACCCGAACCCAUUGACAUGUCCAUCAAGGAGCCCAAUGGCCAGCAAUCGCAACAGCAACCACCUCCUCCAGGCGGGAUGAACGGGCUAAACGGAAUGGCUAGUCCAGGGGAUAAAAAGCCCAUUGCAGACAUGCUUCCUGAACCUGCCGGAUCAAACCAACCACCAGUGUUACCGGAGGCUUCCGGGAUGAAUUUUACGGACAUGGAAUUUACUCUUGCGCCGCCGCCGGGCAACGAGGUUUCCGGGCAACCAAGCGCCUCCAAAGAGCCAUCCUUCGAUCUAGCUACCUUUGCACCAGCCGACGGCGGCGACGACCUUUUGAAUCUCAACCACCUUCUACCCGCUGACCCCAGCGGUUCGGCCGCACAGGCCAACCCGGGCCAGGUAAAGAUGGAGGACGUCAAGGUCGAGGUACCCGACGCAACCAUGAAUACCGACUUCUUUGGCCCGGAGUCUGGGGCCGCCGACGGGAUGGACUUUGACUUUAGCCUUGGCGGCUCGGGAGACGAUACUUUUGACGACCUUAUGAACAACCGCGACAGCACUUUUGAGCUGAUGGAUGCUGGUGGUGACUUUGACACGGCGUUUUUCGGGCUCGACAAGCCGGAUGAGAAUCCUGCGUGA